AUGAAGCAUAUGCAAUAAAGAAUCAAACUUUGGUCUAAUUCUCAGAUAUCAAUAAAUUCUUGUAUAAAAAAUCAAAAAUAUUAAAUGCAAGAAAAUUAUAAUAUUGGAAGCCAUUUGCUAGAAAAUUUUUUAGAAUACAAACUAGAAUAUAUUAAUAUUCUAAAUGAAUCAAUUUAUGCAAAAUAAAAAUUUCAAUUUCAUUAAAUUCCACCAUUAAAGGAUAUUUUGAAUUAAAGAGAAAAGAUUUAUUUUGUAAUAUUUGAGUUUUCAAAUGAUUAAAAUUGA
This is a messenger RNA of Paramecium sonneborni, 285 nucleotides long. Lineage: Eukaryota; Ciliophora; Oligohymenophorea; Peniculida; Parameciidae. The record is from the annotation of a GenBank genome assembly.